Messenger RNA from Nematostella vectensis (starlet sea anemone), 2740 nucleotides. Its product is annotated as dynein axonemal assembly factor 1. The record is from RefSeq and is a predicted model, not a curated record. Gene Ontology annotation, molecular function: protein binding. The coding region runs from base 101 to 1741 and encodes 546 amino acids. Lineage: Eukaryota; Metazoa; Cnidaria; Anthozoa; Actiniaria; Edwardsiidae. The transcript has 14 exons.
AUGAGCGCGUUACUAUGUUGAGUGUGAGAGCGCCAUUUUGGAAACAACAACAACAGACUAGGAAUAUAUAGGGCUUUUUUUCGAGGUUUUACGGGAUAAAAUGCCGGAAAACACAUCUACGAUGGGAGAUGAGAAAGCAGAGGACAAGUUUCCAAGGAUGACCAAGAAAGCGCUGAAGCAAAUCUGCAAAGACCAAAAGUUGUACCUAACGCCACACCUGAAUGACAUCUUGUACCUGCACUUCAGAGGUUUUGGUAAGAUUGAGAACCUAGAGGAGUACACAGGUGUAAAGUGUUUGUGGCUGGAAUGUAAUGGCAUUGAGAAAAUAGAGAAUUUGGGCUUUAUGAAGGAGUUAAAGUGCCUCUAUCUACAGCAGAACAUGCUGAAGAAGGUGGAAAACUUGGAGGAGCUAGAUGGAUUGGAUACACUCAAUGUCAGCAACAACAUUAUCAGAUCUAUUGAGAACAUUGCCUGCCUUCCUGUACUCAACACCCUACAAAUAGCACACAACAGGCUGGCCUCAGCUGGGGAUAUCAAGGAGCUUGCUAGCUGCCAGAAACUCAGUAUUGUUGAUCUCUCUUACAACAAGAUUGAUGACCCCAAUAUAGUGGAUGUCUUAGCUGAGAUGCCUAAUUUGAGCGUUCUUAAUUUAAUUGGAAAUCCUGUCAUCAAGAAAAUUAAAAAUUACAGGAAAAACAUGAUUCUAAAACUAAAAAACUUGAAAUAUCUGGAUGACAGGCCAGUGUUUCCAAGAGAGCGGGCUUGCACAGAAGCAUGGGCUCAGGGAGGGCCUGCAGCUGAAAAAGAAGAAAGAGAAAGAUGGAUAAACAAAGAGAGGCAGAAGAUGGAGGAUGGCUUUAAUGAGUUAGCCAAGCUACGCAAAGGCUCACUACGAGAAAAAGAGGAUCUUCUAGCAGAGGAACAAUAUAGGAAGGAAGAGAUGGCCGGUACCACAGAUGAAGAUCUACUCCGCAUAUGGGAUGAAAAGCCAGUAACUAGUACACGCCCUAUUGAUGAGAAUAUUGAAAUAGCAUGUAAGGAGAUUACUGAGGAGAUGGAGACAAUCACCAUACGACCCCAGAGCACCCCUCAGGGGAUCUUCGGGUCAAGGCCACAACAGCAGAGACAGGCAGGGCCAUUGUUAUCAGAGAUUGUGUCCCAAGAUAAUAGUGAAUCACAGGCUGACAGAGUACUCAUUACAGAGAUGAGAGACGAGGAUGGUGUGGAGACGAUAACUCUGGGAGUAGAGAAGAGAAAGAUGGCAUCUAAGAUUUACAUAGAAGAGGACGAUAACCAGAGCGAUAUAGAUGAUUUGCCCGACCUCGAGGACGUCGAUGUGACUGACCCUUUGUUCGUCAAAAACUUUACCAAACAAGAGAAACCUCUCUUUACUGAACUAAAGAUGCCCCUAGAAAUCCAGGCUCGUUCCAGUCCUCUAAUCCAAGAACUCGACACUCCAUCCGCAUCCAAUAACAAGACUAGACUCAUCAUAGAGAAUAUCACCCAUACUAGUCCGCAUGCGCGACAUGAAGCCGCUGACCAUCCAACUGAGGAUUCCGAGGAUGGCGUAGAGGGGAGGUUACAUAUGGAGAGUGCUAAGGAAAAUUCGCUGUUCAGUGAUAUACAGAGGCUAGCCGCGACUGUUGGGUCCACUAUAGACCGGGAACCCUUGGAUAUUAACAGAGAGAAGCGAGCCUUCCAGAGAAAGGCUAGGAGAGACAGUCUAGAUGGUCUGGACUAGGGUACUUGUGAAUGAACUAUUGAUAAAGAUCACUAGUUGUGCUAUGAUAGGAAGAGAUGUGUGCGCAAUAACCUGAUGAGAGUCAACGCAACAGCUUUGCCACUAAUCCCUAUACCGUAGCACAAACACAGGGUGGUGGUGUUUUAGGUCCACAGAGCUAUGAUCUCCUAAACUUUACUCGAAAUAUCUAGUCGAUAUAUCGCAAAUGGAAAUUGAUGCUUUUUCGUUGAUAUUUUUCCAGGGUGACGAAAUGGUCGCUGACAGAUGUUUUUCCGUGAACAAAAAGAGCAAUAACGAGAUUUCAAUUUUCCUAAACCCCGUAUGUUUUUGUUUUCGACACAGUAGCACAAACACAGAGGGUGGGGGAGUUUUAGAUCUAUAGAACUAUGAUCUUAACUUUAUUAUUCUUUCUCAUAACUAAUUGCAGCAAGGACAAUAAAAACACUAGCAACAGAAAUAUUGACAGAAGUGUAGUAACAAUAUAAAAAAAUGUCAGAAAACAGCGGUAUACAAGACCAACAACAGCGAUAGUCAUUUCUAUACCACAAGAAGAACAGCAACGGGAUAUUCGUGCAAGCAAUAACGAACAAUAGCUGACGAAAUAGCGGCAUAAGUAACACCAGUAAUAACUAUUUCUAUACCAUAAAAGACAACAAAAGCAACGAGGUAUUCGAGAAGGCAAUAACGACAACAAUAAAGCGGGGCCAGUAGAAACUGUGGCGAGAAAAGAUAAGCAAACCCACUAAAACUAGUAUCUCAUAAAGAAGUUUAUCGUCGAUAGCAAAAAGAACAAAACAAUACUUAAAUAUCUAUAUUUGUAGGGUAAUUUAUGGACCCAAACAAGAUAGUCCUUUUAUUGGUUAAUGUCCAUAUUUUGAUGCCAACGGUCGCAAAGUUUUUACUGUGCUUUUAACAAGUAUUUACUGUAAAUAAUUUGAGUCAUUGAGUCAUUGUUAUUGAGUCUUUUACAACAUGAAUUAAAUAUAUCAUUAAUAGUCA